Dendronephthya gigantea is the source of this 3044-nucleotide messenger RNA. RefSeq lists its product as uncharacterized. Bases 185 to 2128 code for a protein of 647 amino acids. The transcript is spliced from 2 exons. The record is from RefSeq and is a predicted model, not a curated record. NCBI's taxonomy places the organism in Eukaryota, Metazoa, Cnidaria, Anthozoa, Malacalcyonacea, Nephtheidae.
CUGUUCUAAUAUUCACUUAACCUGGAAAUGCCAUAAAAAGUAUCUUGGAAUUAUAUCUACUGAAUUUCAAGGAGUAAAGUAUUCGUAUUAAACCCAAUAAGAAGACUAUAUUAAGACAAACCUUUCGAGGAAACAACUAUAAAGCAUCUGAAAGAUCCGACGGUGCUGGACAAAAACUUUAACCAUGAAUCCCCAACACGAACCCCUUAAAAUUGAAGUGCCUCUCAACGAAAUUAGCUCACCUAACCCCAUUAAGAAUGUUAAAGAAGGAAUUUUAAAGAAGGUGGUAGCUUUUAUUUGUGCAUUGCUUAACACGGCUGGUGGAACAUUGGAGUUAAUCAAUGACCGUCAGAGUAAAACAGGCCGUGAAAAUGACCCCAAACAGUCAGAAUUUAUUCGAAUGGUUGAACAACAACUCAUUAGUAAAAUAGGUUCAAAGCUAGUCACUAACAAUACUAGCUUUGACGAACAAUUUCAGGACAAGAUAGUCUGCAAAGUCAAAAAGUCUUCGUCCAUUAUCACAAUAAAUUACAACUUGUACCUACGAAGUGAAAAGCAGGUAAUUCUCGUCGCUCCCUACGAGGAUAUCAAAGACAUUUUGCGCAGGAAGGUUAUCUUUGAACCAGUAAUCGCUGACUCACACCACAAGGUAUUCAUAAUGAAGAAAUAUUGUGGCUUUCCAGAAAAUAAAGUUACUGAAUUAAAGUGCGUGAGUGCAAGUUCAUCGAAGGUGAAAAAGCAAGCAGCUGAUCGCAUAGCUGGUGAAGAUAAUCGAUUCAGUUGCUAUGUCUCCGCUUUCGCCAACAACAUCGGAGGUCAUAUCUAUUAUGGUAUUGAAGACGACGGAAUUGUUAAAGGACAGUUGUUAAAUAACAAAGAGGAAAAGGAAGAUAUUAUUCGGAAAGUUGAAAAAGCCAUCCUCAAAAUGAUCUGGCCGGAAAAUGUCGGCAAACCGAAACGAGGCGAACAGUGGGAAAUAUUCUUCGAGCCCGUGGUAGACGAUUUCUCGAUUGCUAUCCCAUUAACCUUUGUGAUUGUCAUCUUUAUCGCUCCUUGUCCGGGUGGCGUGUUCACUAAGAAACCGGAGUGUUAUCAAAUGGUUGAGGGAGGACUUCAAGAGAUGUCGUUUGCCUCUUGGAGGAAUGGAAUAUUAAAGGAAGACGUUGUGCCACAUCUAGUCCCGCGUAUCCUGUGGAGUUCAGACGAGAUAAAGCAACGUUGCACUCGUACGAGCAACGAUCUGAUGGACCUAAUCAACAACGGUGAGUGGGGUAAGUUGGAGAAGAUGGCAAAACUGUUUGAAAGCCAAGUUUCCGGAAGACAGGAUUGCGCAGCAUUGGAGGUGUUGUUGACAAUCUAUUCAAAACGCGUCAUCGCAUGCUCGCGUCAAAGUUAUUUCACACAAGCUCGAAAAUUUCUUAACAAUUUCAACAAAAUUUUAAAGAAUGUCGACGAUUCGCCUUUUUUCAAUGCAUUGGCAGCGUAUCUGGAAAUAGUUAUUAGGCGGAAUAAGAAAGACUUCGGCGGUAUCGAAGAGGUGAUGAAGGAUGCUUUAACAAAAGCAGAAUCAAUCGAAAGCGGCUUUCUUACGGCUGCGAUUCACGUGCUGGUAGCGACGGUUAGUUCAUUCAAUGAUCAAGAACCUGGUUUAGCCAUUGCCCAGCAAAGACUUUGCGAAUUAGCCAUUGAACACCUCCGGGCGGUCGAACCGACUUCUGUAUCAAGAGACAUGGAACAAAAGGCAUACAUCACCCUAGUGUUUUCCUACCUUAAAUGCCUCCUUUCGAAAGAUUUAAUUCUAGAUGGAAGAUGUACAGAGGAAGGUAUGAAAAAAGCAAAAUACGCCCUGACAGCGUUGAAUGAAUUGAAGAUGGAAUGCCCGCUGAGUCGUUUUCGGGAGAUUCAGGCAAAACUUGCGGAGGCUGUUCUUUAUUAUCGACAGUCGCAGCAUAAAGAACCAACCGAAGCGAGGCAUUUCUUGAAAUGUUCUUUUACUUCCGCCCGUGAUGCGAAAGAUCUUGCCAAGAAGUUGAAAUUCGGUGAAAUGGAAUGCUGGUCAGAUACACUCAUUUCGAAGUGUACAGGGGAACUCGUCCUUAUGCGUUGCCCGAUAAUUGCCAGAAAUUAAAUCGCUGUUGAAGGCCGUUUGUGAAAGACACAAGCACGUGACAAGUAUACGUGGCAGGCUCUGCGCAGGCAGAACUGUCUUUGAAAUUCUGCUCAUGCGCCCGUGACGAACUUCAAAAACAUAGCGCGCGGGCUGAAUCCUGGGGCACACUAGUGAACUUAGCGCGUACACUGUCACUCGUGACAAAAUUGUCACCUACACAUAUUCCUAUAGUCUGCGUGGGGGAAUGUGAAAAUACCUCAGUUUGGUCCCCGCAGACCAGGAAUAUGUGUAGGUAUAAUUGUCACGAGUGACAUGUGUGCGAGCUAAGUUCACCAGUUUGUCCCAGGCUCGAGAAGACGUAUAUAAAGGCAAAUUACCUCUGGCCAAGAGACGUUAAAACAAAGCUAUACUAAUAUUUUAGUGUUCAUUGACUCCGAAAACAAUUAAUUUUUAAAGACAUGAAUAGCUACAGUAUAUACGUAAACUUAAAAUUUUCCGAUAGUGAGACUGAAUCGACAGCGGCUACCAAGCUGAUCAGAGUAAAAAAUCAACCAAUGUGGAGCCGGAACAUCGCAAAACUAAAUUAACAUUUCUUUUAUUUCAAAUAACUUCAGCGCUCAGUUUUAGAGGUAUGAUUUAGCAUGAUAUGCGUAUAUUUGUAUUCUUAACAAAACCAUAUAUGAUCAGUUGCAUAAACCGAUGCUUUACUGGAAUGAUCGCUUUGCAUUUAAUUUUAAAAUGUACAAGUAUAUUUGCUGAAAAGUAUUCUCAGCUUUCAUACCCCAUACAUGCAACUUUUUGUACAAUAAUUAUCAGUUUGUAUGAGUACAAGACGUGUAUUUAUAAACACGCUUUCGGUUAUAUGCUGUUUUUUAAAGAAUGCCACAUGUUUAUGUAGCUAUAAUAUAACAUUUAUAGUGCUGAUCGGUCGAGA